UGUUACUGGGAGACUGAGUGGAGUGGAGGUGUGGAGAUAUCAGUGUCAUAUAAGAACAUCAGCAGGAAGGGAUGGGAUGAAGAGUGUGUGUUUGGAUCUAAUGAUCAGUCCUGGAGUUUGAUCUGCUCUCCUCACAGAUACUCCUUCAUACACAAUAAGAUAAAGACUGAUCUCUCUGUGAAGCCCAUCAUCAUCAGAAGAAGAAGAACAGGAGAGUAUGAAGAUAUCUACAGAGUAGGAGUGUAUGUGGAUGAGAGCGCAGGAACUCUGUCCUUCUUCAGCGUCUCUGACUCAAUGAGACUCAUCCACACAGUCCAGACCACAUUCACUCAGACACUCUGUCCUGGGUUUAGAGUUUAUGAUUAUAAAUCCUCAGUGAAACUGUGUUGAUGAAUCAGAAGAGACUGAUGAGAUUCUACCCAGAAUGCUUUGAGCUGCAUGAUGAAUCAGUAACAGUGAGAUGUUAUGAGUCUCUUCAAGACAUUAAUACUGCAGC
Molecule: messenger RNA, 496 nt
Organism: Puntigrus tetrazona (Sumatra barb)
Lineage: Eukaryota; Metazoa; Chordata; Actinopteri; Cypriniformes; Cyprinidae
Product: stonustoxin subunit beta-like
Exons: 1
Molecular function (GO): protein binding
Source: RefSeq, a predicted model, not a curated record